UGGAAAAGUAGCCAUUAGACGAUGAAAAAGCAAGAAGAGGACAAAACUGUCCGAUGAAAGAGGACCACUGGAACAAAGUUCACUUUCACACCGAAGCACUCAACAAAUAACCAUGCGUUCCGGUGUAGACGGGCGCCCUGUGCGUCCUUCGGAUCAGAAGCGACGGGGAGAGCGACCUCCGGGUCCAGCCAGUGGAGGUUCUGAACCUGACCGGCACAGCAGAAGUGGUGGCGGUGGGUCUCAGCUACAGCCGCCAGGUGGUAGUAGAGGGACUCGAUCACGUGGAGGCGGUGGGGGCUCUCCAAAUCAAGCGGGUGGAGCUGUACCGAGUGGAGCGGCAGGAGUUGCACAUUAUGAUGAGAAUCUGAAUCUGAAUUAUAGCAGUAGGCUCCUGUGCUGGUUACAUGCUGUUGUUCAUCACUCCCGAAGAUAUAAAUAUAAUGCGUGCGCUUCAUUAUGAGCUACUACUAAGAUACAGCAUCGAUCUUCUGGAUCUGCACACAGCACCCCCUCGAACUCCACCCAUGAUCCAAAGAUCCUCCUCUUCAUCUAACCGCGCCCAGCACCGCAGCAGCCGCCAGCCCCCCAAGUGGAGGAAAAGUUGUCUCCAGUGAGAGGAAUGAUGAAUUCAUACGACGCUGGCGACGACGUGGAAGAAGUUGACUAUGACGAAGACUUUGAGGAAGCCAGCGACGACGACGACUACGUUCCACAACCAAUGCCUGAGGUGAAGGCACGACCGCCAAGUGGAAGCGUUAUUAGGCCGCUGAGUGCGAGUGGUACUACUCAUUCAUUGUUCAUCUGUGAUGUUUGCAUUUGUUUGGAAACGAAAUUAUUGUCAACGAUCGCUCCAUUAUUUUUACUCCAUAGAAAUACUGACUUUGAAAAGUCCUAGGCAAUAAAUCUCAUUAUUGUCAACGCUCGCUCCUGGUCCUGUUAUGUAUUCAUCUUACAUUUACCUCAGCAAAAACCCUGAUUCGUCCUACCUCUGGCUUCACUGGAGUUCCGCCAGCUGGCGAUCUGAACGCAAUCAAGCAGGCUAUGGAACAAGAGAGGCAGAUGGCUGCUCCUAUGGUGUCGAAACUACAGCAAGAGCAAUAUCGUCAACAACAGGAGGAAGCCCUGAGACGGCAGCAGGAAGAGGAGCAACAAAGAAGAGAACUUCUGAGGCAGCAAGAAGAGGAAAGGGCUGAAAUCGAACGUGUGAAACGACAACAACGCGCUGCUGCAGCUGCGGCUCAACAAGCGGCGGCGGCCUCUGGUGGGAAAGGAGCCGCUGGAAGUACAACUGCGAACAAAGGUGGAGUGGUUUCCGGAGGUCGUGUAGGAGCAAUACACGGAGGACAACCAGCUCAAGAGGAAUUUGGUACUACAAGUAACUUCACCGCAGGCGGUGCACCAGGCGCAGCGUUUGCGGACAAUCAUUAUCAUGUCCGUGAGAAAGAUUUCAGUCCAAAAUCCAAUCCGCGGAGUGUUGUUCUCACAGCAACACAGUACACCAGCAGCGCGCAGGAACUCUCCAGGCAGGAAAAAGCGGGUCGUGCAGAGCGCUGUCGGGAACUUCGUGCCCUGAUUGGACGCAAGUUGCAAGUGGAGAAAGGCGAUAUCUUCUCACAGCGUCCUCAACGAAGACUCGAGCUGUUUUUGAACGCAAGAGGCCCUUAUGCUGCUCGUGUCACAAGGGGGAUGCAAACAGGUGAAGAGUUGCUAGAAGAGGGAUGCCAAACGGAGAAGGAGCGAGGCGAAGAAAAAGAAACUCAGUGUCCUACUUUAGGUGGGAGGUCAGAAAUGAGUACGUCGUCUUCAAGCGGUAGUUCAGGUAGUGCAUCGACGAGCACAGGAGGCACGGCCGCCGGGUCUGGUGCGGCAACGGAUGGUGCUGACGAAGGCGAGACUCUGUUGGAUGCUGGAAGUACUACUUGCCUUAUAUUUUUCUCUUCCACAGAACAGGAACAGCGAUCUUCUUCCGUGUAACUUUCUCUUCGGAGUUCUAUUCGCCGUAUCCACCACUCUCAUCAUCUCUCUCAACAUCUUCUCCCUCUACUCUGACAAACAGGUGCCGCCCAGCUUCUUCCUUUCCUCCGACGAGUCCUCCCUUUGUUUGAGGCUUCUCUCAAAAGUCGCACCAGUUCAGCUAGCUCUUCUUCUUCCAAAAAGCGCAAAGACACACAGAUCUGCGACAGCGCUUCUGACGCAGGCGUUUUGAAUCAAAUUGGCUUUGAGCACUGGACUCCAACCGUUAUCCAGAGUAUCACUGGCUAUCUAGGAAGUCCACACGUCCUUGCCGCAUUUGAUCUAGCUCCGGAGACAUCGGUCUACAGUUCCUGUGUGGUGGUUUAUGCAGCAGAUGCGCUGGCUGGUGGCAGUGGUGGGAAGUUUAACGAAAACAUCGGGGUAUCUUCAAGUGGCGGUCCCGUGCGUGCCCAUCGAGUUUUCUACAGUUUCGAAAAGAUCACGUGCAUGAGCUACUUCUCAGCUUGUAGCGUGAUAGUCUGCGGCACCGCAGCUGGCAGUUUACUACUCUUUGACAUGCGGAAGGUGGUUUCUGCAACAUCUUCUUCCACAUCUUCGCAACUAGCUGGAACCUUUUUGAAGAGUUCUCCUGGUGUCAUUGAAGAGCCGCCGACUUACUCUACCGACAUUUUUGCACUCCAUAGUAUGGGCGAUUUGGACGGAGGUUUCGGUGGAAGUCAUGAUGUGGAUAUGCUUGGCACUACGACCGCCAGCACCACCACAGCUAUGCAAGACCACGAUGACGCAACUCUCGUCUCCGCUACGGCUUUGCAGCCUCCUUUUCUGGGUGAGAUAGUUUCCGUUGCUACGAGUAAGGAACUGCUUUUCGUAUUAGACGUUGCAGGUUCAAUCUCGAGUUGGCGAUUGCUGGACCAAGAUCCGAAAUUAGUCUACAUUGGCCCGACCGUGAUGGACAAAAGCGGACCACUAGCUGCCAGAGUAGUGGCAGUUCCGCGAGAAAUAUCGCCUCAAAGUGCCAGUUACGUUGUCCUCAGCCUUGGCGGCGGGCCACCGACGUGUAAUGGCAAUCACGAUGUGCUAGCUUCAGCAUUCGAGCCACCUGUCAGCGACACGGCAGGAAGCCCACAUUCUGCAGUCUUUCAUCCGGUUUUUGCAUCACUCUUGCUCAUCGGGUACUUAGGAGGCGACGUCGCAUUGUAUGAUACGACACUUGCAGUGCCGCUAUUGCACUUCAAACACGACUUUGGUUCACAUUCAGUAGCAGGACGUCCAUCGAAAGGUGCUAAAGCAUCAAUGAGAGGCAUCGCAUGGAGCCCUGUGAGACCGACGGUGUUUUUUGUGCUGACGGGUGCGCAUAUGCAGAUCUGGGAUCUCGCGGUUUCGACGACAUCUUUCGCGGAAAAUGUCGCAGUACUACUUUAUUUAAUGAAGUAGUCCUCUCACUCUUUUGAUGCGUUUUUUCCUUCGUCCAUCAAAUCGAAAUACUUGAGCCACACCAGUUGCUUCUCUCACUUUUUUCUACCUCGUAGAAAGAUGUCAAAAUCAAUAUUCACAUUCAAUCCGCAUCAAACAGCUUCCCCCCAACCUCCUACCCUCUGGUUUCGGUUUUACCGUACUUGCCGAGUCCGGGCGACCUCUCUACAUGUCGAAGGCAGGAUGCCUAGUGCUCAUGCAAGUGCCAGAAAAGUAUACGACUCCACUCAAGGCUUAUCCGACUACGCAACCGCACUUGCAGAACAACAAGAUGUUCGAUAGCCGCAACAACCUCUUCGAUACGCGGAACAAGGACAGCCUCGCGUACAUGCGCAAAGUGUUGGAGAACAAAAACACAAAACUAGAGAUCGACAUCUUGCAUAAGGUGUUGUUGAUGGCUUGAAGUCUUCCGCAGGCGAGCCGACGUUUCGUCAUUGCUUUCAUCGUUUGGACAAGUUCACUUCCACUGAGAAGUCUGACAAUUGAAGCAAGUAGAUUCACAAUGAACGCGUUUUCCUUUUCAUCUCCUUUUCUUUUCCACUGAUUUUCCUCAAUAUCGGAUAUCUACUAGAUGCAUGCUC
This is a messenger RNA of Amoebophrya sp. A25, 4028 nucleotides long. The record is from the annotation of a GenBank genome assembly. Lineage: Eukaryota; Dinophyceae; Syndiniales; Amoebophryaceae.